Gymnodraco acuticeps is the source of this 8132-nucleotide messenger RNA. RefSeq names its product low density lipoprotein receptor-related protein 5 (gene lrp5). The record is from RefSeq and is a predicted model, not a curated record. Lineage: Eukaryota; Metazoa; Chordata; Actinopteri; Perciformes; Bathydraconidae. Gene Ontology annotation, molecular function: protein binding. The transcript has 29 exons. Bases 217 to 5151 code for a protein of 1644 amino acids.
AGCGCAUUAACGGGAAAAAAAGUAUAGUCGACAGAGAGGAGCUCACACACUCACACACACAAACACACACACACACACACGCACACGCACACACGCACACUCUCAUGCAUGCAGACCAGACACGUAUCUGCUUCCACAGAGGAACACCGGCCGAUGUGUGAACACAAGCUUUACAACUUAAUUAAGGAGUAAAUAUCCGAAAAUGGAGCGGGAGCUAUGGAUUUAACGCGAAGGGGACUUGAAAUGGGCGGUCUGAUGCUGCUGCUGUGGAGCUGCCUGCUGUUGGCGGUUGACGGCUCACCUCUCCUCCUGUUUGCCAACCGGCGUGACGUGCGAUUGGUCGAUGCGGAGGGCGUGCGGGGUGAGUCGGCCAUCGUUGUUAGUGACCUCGAGGAUGCAGCAGCGGUGGACUUCCUGUAUUCCGAGGGCCUGAUAUUUUGGACAGAUGUCAGUGAAGAGGCCAUCAAACAGACGCACUGGAAUCAGUCAUCGAACUCCCUCAAAGAGGCUCUGGGAACUGGGCAGACUGUGGUGGUGUCGGGGCUGGACAGUCCUGAUGGGCUGGCCUGCGACUGGUUGGGUAGAAAGCUCUAUUGGACAGACUCGGAGACCAAUCGUAUCGAAGUGGCCAACCUGGACGGCACCUCAAGGAAGGUCCUGUUCUGGAUGGACUUGGACCAGCCCAGGGCAAUCGCUCUGAACCCCGCUCAACGGUACAUGUAUUGGACAGACUGGGGAGAGGAGCCGAGGAUAGAGCGAGCCGGAAUGGACGGCAGCAACAGGAAAGUGAUUGUGGUGACGGAGAUAUACUGGCCCAACGGUCUGACCAUAGAUCUGGUGGAACAGAAGCUGUACUGGGCAGACGCCAAACUCAGCUUCAUUCACAGAGCCAACUUGGAUGGAUCUGCACGUGAGACUGUGGUGGAGGGCACCCUGACCCACCCUUUUGCCCUGACACUGUCUGAGGAGACCUUAUACUGGACCGACUGGCAGACCCGCUCCAUCCACGCCUGCAACAAAAACAGUGGAGAUAAAACUAGAGAGAUCCUCAGUGGGAUCUACUCUCCGAUGGACAUCCAGGUCCUGGAGGCCUACCGGCAGCCUAACAUCCUGACUCCCUGCAGUGACAGUAAUGGAGGCUGUAGUCAUCUCUGCCUGCUCUCUCCAGUGCAGCCUUUCUACAGCUGUGCCUGCCCCACUGGAGUCCAGCUUAAACCAGAUGGGAAGACAUGCAAACCAGGAGCAGAGCAGGUUCUGCUGCUGGCUCGAAGGACGGACCUCCGGAGGAUCUCACUGGACCUGCCCGACUUCACUGACAUAGUGCUACAGGUCGAUGACAUUCGCCAUGCCAUAGCUAUAGACUAUGACCCAGUUGAGGGUUACGUCUAUUGGACGGAUGAUGAGGUUCGGGCCAUCCGCCGAUCCAACAUUGACGGCAGCAAUGCCAUGAUGCUGGUUACCACGGAGAUCAACCACCCAGAUGGCAUUGCUGUUGACUGGGUGGCCAGAAACCUGUACUGGACUGACACCGGCACUGACCGGAUCGAGGUAACCAGGCUGAAUGGAACGUCUCGGAAAAUUCUGAUUUCUGAGAAUCUGGAUGAACCCAGAGCCAUCGUCCUGGACCCCGUCAAUGGCUUUAUGUACUGGACGGACUGGGGAGAACAUCCUAAGAUCGAGCGGGCCCACCUGGAUGGAACGGAGCGGCUGGUUCUGCUUAACAGCUCUCUGGGCUGGCCCAAUGGACUGGCUAUAGAUCACGCUGCAGGAAAGCUCUACUGGGGAGAUGCAAAAACUGACAAGAUAGAGGUGAUCAAUGUGGACGGCAGUAACAGACAUAUUCUGCUGGAGGACAAGCUGCCUCACAUCUUUGGUUUUACUCUGCUGGGCGACUACAUCUACUGGACUGACUGGCAGAGGCGCAGCAUCGAGAGGGUGCACAAAGUCACGGCUGUGCGGGAGAUCAUCAUCGAUCAGCUGCCAGACUUAAUGGGCCUGAAGGCCACUAAAGUGACGGAGACAUAUGGUACGAAUGGCUGUGCGGAGGAUAACGGCGGGUGCAGCCACCUGUGUUUCUGGUGUCGGCAGGCGGUCAACUGUGCCUGUCCCAUGGGGAUGGAGCUGCUGUCGGACCUGCAGACCUGCGUGGUGCCGGAGGCCUUCUUGCUCUUCACCAACAGGGACAACAUCAGGAGUAUCUCUUUGGGUACUAACAGCAACGACGUGGCCAUCCCUCUGACGGGAGUGAAAGAGGCCUCUGCUCUGGACUUUGAUGUCUCUGAGAGGAGAAUCUACUGGACGGACAUACAGGCCAAGACUAUCAGCAGAGCGUACAUGAAUGGCAGCUCUGUCGAACAUGUCAUAGAGUUCGGGCUGGAUUACCCAGAAGGCAUGGCGGUUGACUGGAUGGGUCGUAACAUCUACUGGGCUGACACUGGCACUAACCGCAUCGAGGUGGCCCGGCUGGACGGACAGUAUCGGCAGGUUCUGGUCUGUAAGGACCUGGAUAACCCGCGCUCGCUGGACAACCCUCGCUCCCUCGCCCUGGACCCAGCCAACGGCUUCAUGUACUGGACGGAGUGGGGGGGUCGGCCUCGGAUAGCCAGAGCCUACAUGGACGGCAGCACCAUCACAACUCUGGUGGAUAAAGUGGGCCGGGCCAACGGGCUCACCAUCGACUAUGUGGACCAUCGACUGUACUGGACCGACCUCGACACAUGCAUGAUCGAAAGCACCAACAUGCAAGGGCUUCAGAGGGAGAUCAUCGUGGACGAUCUGCCUCACCCCUUCGGCCUCACCCAGUACCGGGACUUUAUCUACUGGACCGAUUUUAACCUGCGCAGUAUCGAGCGGGCAGACAAACGCAGUGGACUCAACCGCACUGUGGUGCUGCAGGGCCAGCUGGAGCUGAUGCUGGACAUCCUGGUGUUCCACUCCUCCCGUCAGGAGGGCACCAACGAGUGUUCCCAUAACAACGGUAACUGUGCCCAUCUCUGCCUGGCCACGCCCGCUGGGGCCCAGUGCCGCUGCGCCUCCCACUACACUCUGAACCCUGACGGACGGAACUGCAGCUCCCCCUCCAGUUUCCUGCUCUUCAGUCAGAAGGCCAGCAUCAGCAGGAUGGUGUUGGGAGAGCAGAGUCCGGACAUCAUCCUGCCCAUCCACGUGCUGAGGAACGUCCGGGCGGUCAGCUACGACCCUCUGGACCGCCUGGUGUACUGGCUGGACGGACGACAGAACAUACGCAGGGCCCGGGACGACGGAGCCAUGUCUUCCAUGAUCGUGAGCAGCAGUGUUCAGCCAGCGGACAACCAGCUCCAUGACCUGAGCCUGGACCCCUACAGCCGCCACAUCUACUGGACCUGUGAGACCACCAACACCAUCAACGUCCAGAGGAUGGACGGCCACACGGUGGGCGUGGUCCUGAAGGAUGACACCGACAAACCCCGGGCCAUCGUGGUCAACGCUGAGAAAGGGUACAUGUAUUUCACCACAGUGCAGGACCGCUCGGCUAAGAUCGAAGGAGCCUCUCUGGACGGUACGGAGAGAGAGUCUCUGUUCACCACCGGACUCAUCAGGCCCGUGGCUCUGGCUCUGGACAACAAAAUGGGAAAACUGUUCUGGGUCGACGCAGACCUCAAACGCAUCGAGAGCAGCGACCUGACAGGAGCCAAUCGCAUCGUCCUGCAGGACUCCAACAUCCUGCAGCCGACGGGGGUUACUGUGCUGGGAGACCACCUGUACUGGAUCGACCGGCAGCAGCAGAUGAUCGAGAGGGUGGACAAACUGACCGGAGACGGGCGCACACGCAUUCAGGGCCGCAUCUCCUACCUGACCUCCAUCCAUGCUGUGGAGGAGAUGGACCCACAGGAGUUUGCAUCCCAUCCAUGUUCUCGCGACAACGGCGGCUGUUCUCACAUCUGCAUCGCUAAGGGAGACGGCACCCCCCGCUGCUCCUGUCCCAUGCACCUGGUGUUACUGCAGGACCUGCUGCACUGUGGAGAGCCCCCCACCUGCUCCACAGAGCAGUUCACCUGCUCCACAGGAGAGAUCGACUGCAUCCCCAUGGCCUGGCGCUGCGACGGCUUCCCAGAGUGUGACGACAGCAGCGACGAGGAGAGCUGCCCCGUCUGCUCCUCCCAUCAGUUCCAGUGUGACAAAGGAGGCUGCAUCGACGCUCAGAGGCGCUGCAACGGGGAACCUGACUGCGCCGACCACUCUGAUGAGCAGGACUGUGAGACCAUCUGCCCUCCUAACCAGUUCCGCUGCGGAGACAACCAGUGCAUCACGAAGAAGCAGCAGUGUGACAACUACUCUGACUGCCCCGACGGCUCCGACGAGCUCGCCUGUGAGUAUGUGUCUCCCCCCUCCGUCCCUAACACAGGGCCCAACACCAUCGGCCCGGUCAUCGCCAUCAUCCUGCUGGUCUUUGUAAUCGGGGGAGCCUAUUUUGUCUGCCAGCGGGUGGUGUGUCGACGCUACAAGGGCCCCAGUGGAACUUUCCCUCAUGAGUACAUCAGUGGGACGCCCCAUGUGCCACUCAAUUUCAUCGCACCCAGCAGCUCGCAGCAUGGCACCUUCCAAGCUAUUUCCUGUGGGAAGUCCAUGAUGAGUUCAGCCAGCCUGAUGGGCAGCAGCAGCAGCGGAGCUCCUCUCUACGACAGGAACCAUGUGACCGGAGCCUCCUCCAGCAGCUCCUCCUCCACCAAGGGAGCCUUCUACCCUCAGAUCCUGAACCCUCCUCCGUCCCCGGCCACUGACCGCUCACUCUACAACACAGAGAUCUUCUACUCCUCCAACAGUCCUUCCACCACCAGAUCGUACAGACCCUACCACCCAGUCCGUGGUGCGGCCCCCCCCACCACCCCCUGCAGCACGGACGUCUGUGACAGCGACUACACCCCCCACCACCCGCCGGCCGGGCUGGCGUCCUCAGCGGGCCGCUGGAAGGCCACGGGCCACGGCGCCCACGGCAAACACAACAAGUACUACAUGGACCUAAACUCGGACUCGGACCCCUACCCACCGCCCCCCACCCCCCGCUCCCAGUACCUGUCAGCUGAGGAGAGCUGCCCCCCCUCCCCUUCCACUGAGCGCUCCUACUUCCACCUGUGCCCCCCCCCUCCCUCACCCUGCACCGACUCCUCGUGACCCUGCAGCAGCCCAGGAGCCCCCUGAGGAGGCAGGGUGCAGAGAACUGGCCUCCCUUUCCCAGGGAGAGAACUCACGUGCCAACCUCCCUGAGCAGCUCCCCCACUGCCUUUAUCAGCUGCUACGGCUCAAGUGCCUUGCUCAAGGUCCCUACGUCCCACAUCCGUCAUUUCAUCAUUCCAGUCGUCUUGGAGCCUUCAGGGUGACCUUCAUCUGAUCGGAGCUCUGAACACUCGCUCAGUCAGGACAGGUUGCAGGUUCAAGGCCCCCCCCCCCCACCCUGAUGCAGGAGUUGAUGAGAGCAGCUCCCGCUUACAUUUUCAUUCCAUCUUUCACUUCAACAAAAUAUGAAGCCCUCCAUCUGUCCUCACACAGUAACCUGACUCGUGGCCUGUGCUGCUCCUGAAAAGCAUUGCACGGCCCCCCUCACAGAGUGCCAGUGUGGAAGCCUUUCCUCCCUUCCCUUGUUGGCAGACCAGCGACAGGACUGUACAUAGUGUUAAAAUAAUAUGAACGAAAAAUAAAUCAGAGAGGAAUUAUUUUACUAUUUUAUUCACGCUGGCUGAUCCACCGCUCCACACAAAGCAAGGGACACACUGAUGAGUGGGUGUAUGCAUGCUGGAUGUGUGUAUGAAACAUGGACAUAUGUAGGAAAUAGAUGAUGACUGAAUUCAUGCAGGGUCAUGACCGAAAGAACGAGAUCGCGGAUACAAGCGGCCGAGAUGGGUUUUCUCUGCAGGGUGGCUGGUGUCUCCCUUAGGGAUAAGGUGAGGGACUCAGAGUUGAGCCGCUCCUCCUUCGCGUCGAAAGGAGCCAGUUGAGGUGGUUCGGGCACCUAGUUAGGAUGCCACCUGGGCGCCUCCCUAGGGAGGUGUUCCAGGCACGUCCAGCUGGGAAGAGACCAAGGGGUAGACCUAGGACCAGGUGGAGGGAUUAUAUCUCUUCGCUGGCCUGGGAGCGCCUUGGGAUCCCCCAGUCAGAGCUGGUUGAUGUCGCCAGGGAAAAGAAAGUUUGGGGCUCUCUGCUGGAACUGCUACCCCCGCGACCCGACCACGGAUAAGCGGGAGAAGAUGGAUGGAUGGAUGAAUGAAUUCAUGCGUAGAAGUGUGAGUGAAGGAGUGGAUGGAUGGAACAGGGCCAAGAUCAAAGUGAAAUCUUUUGUACAUUGUUUGAAAUCCCUCACAUUUCACAUUGUGAAUAAUUAGUAGUCGAGACAGUCCCCUCUGUGUCCCGUCACGUCACCAACAUACCAAAUGAAUAUCAACAUGUAAAGCUAUUGUACAUACUGUGUGUGUAAUGAAGUCAAUGAUUGUGCUUUUCGUCGUGAACCUCUUCCAUCACUUUCUCUACCCUUAUCGUCCCGUUUACCAAAAGUAUGUUUGCUGCUAUUGUGUUCAUACUAUAUCAGUUACUAUAAUUACACAGAGAAGCCCAAAAUACCACUCUCAUACUGACAUUAGAACAUGAAGCUAUUUUACAGUUAAUAAUUCUUAUAGCGACUUUUGUUAUUGGUAAUUCUGUUUGUGUGUAGAUCAAUAUGUAUGUUUUUUGUGUCGCUCGCCAUGUUUGGUUUGAAGGAGUCUUUUUUGGAAAUACAAAGAGUACCGGCUGAGACAUUUAUUCAGAGCUGUCCCAGGAGUCAUCGUGAUGUCACUCCCACACAUCCACACUUGGCCAAUCCCAGCGGAGGGUUUAAAAAGGGGAUUUAGGAACCGUCAGAUGGGCACUUGGUUUGAAGCUCCUGCGGCCUUGCAGCUCAUCACCUCCUAUAUAAAGCUUUCCCACACAAGAAACCAACAUGUAAAGGUUUGACUCGUGAUCAUUACUUUCUGACCCUUAAUCUAUCUUUGCCACGUCAUCCAGCCCUGCCCAAUCAUUACAGUGAGCUAAGCACAAUGUCAGACUUUUGUUUUGUCUGGACACAAUAACUCAACUCACUCUGGAAAUACUAAUCACUGCUGCUGCCAUGUCAACUAUAGGUUGGAAAACAAUGUAUAUACUUCACUUACUCCAAAUAGUAAGGGUGACGCUGGUUAAGGGGGUAAAUGGUCCAGUCAGAGUGCCAGUAGGUCAGUAGGUUGAUUGCUAGCCCCUGCAGUCGAUAUGUCGAUGUGUCCUUGGGGAAAAUACUUAACCCCAAAUAACUCCCGUAGAAAUGUGUACACUAAAGACGUGUAUGUAAGUCACAUAAAAGCGUCAGCAAAUGACUCUAAAUCUAGAAUUGUAUGUUAUUACAAUAUUAUUUCUUGGGACACUUUGAAUGUGUGGUUCCACCUGAGGACUGACAGAACCUAAUGAGAAUCACUGAACCUUUAUCUUGUUUUAUUUAAUCAGCGAUUAGGAGAAAAACUGUGUUUUUAAGGGAAAUCUAGCACUUAUUAUUAAUAUCUUAUCAACACAGGACCUAGAAAAGUGGGAAGACAUUUAAUGCACUUACGAUAAAAACAUAUUAAUAUUCCCCUGGAUAUAAAUGAAGAAGGAGGGUGUGGGCUGUGUAAACCGACCUUAAGGCAGGUUUGAUUAUCUGAAGAUGGUUUUAGGGGCCAUCCUCUAAGCUUUCCUUGAUGCCAUCUGUGUAACACGGUAAUGUGUGAUGGGGAGCUACAUACCACUCGCUCUGUGAGUGUAGCAUGAAGUCACAAUUGUGUCUUCUCUGGAGCAGACUGAUGUCCAGAAGAGCUAAUAAAGCACAUACAUAGGAGCUUGGAACUGUUGUAACUUGCAGUAAGCUUGUUGCUGUUGGCUGAUGUACUUUCUCCUGCAGGGGAAUCACAGCUGAAGUCCGGUGACAGAUGUCUAAAUGUGUCAGCAGGAACUCUUUCAUAUUAAGGGCUGAAGGCCCCGCCUCAAACCACUGUGUCAGUAAAACUCCUUAAAGCCUGUAUUUGUUGUCUCAGUUAAAAAUGCUUUGUAUAAUUUACACUUGUGACAUAUUUUGUAUCAAAAGCAUUUUUAUAUAAUAAAGGUUAUAUUUUAAGGAA